Molecule: messenger RNA, 1146 nt
Organism: Durotheca rogersii
Lineage: Eukaryota; Fungi; Ascomycota; Sordariomycetes; Xylariales; Xylariaceae
Product: ankyrin repeat protein
Exons: 1
Coding region: 55-960 (301 amino acids)
Source: RefSeq, a predicted model, not a curated record
AUUCUAGUUGUGAAAUUUUACAUUUCUAUUCUUUUUCCUUACAAUACCUUCAGAAUGAACUCGGACUUCGACGACACGAGGCUCUUUAAUUACACGGAGGCAGAACUUAUCAGCCACAUCACUUCUCUUCCCAGCUUACCUGAUUUUUCUAAUAUUAUACCACUAUCUUCUAAGUAUUUAGCUAAGGGCUAUGCAAAGGAUGAGCUUGAAGAUGCUACAGAAUCUAUGAAAUUCGCAUCUCAGCUUGGUAUCCGUGUCCCGCACAUUCAACGAAUUAUCCAGGUCGAUGAUGGCUUUUAUUGCAUUAUGGAUCGGAUUCCUGGAACAACACUUGAUAUGGCGUGGCCAGAGCUUGGUUGGGUAGCAAGCCUGCGGCUUGCCUUCCAACUUCGUCGCGUCAUCCGCCGCUUGAGGUCGGCUGCUUCAACCUCAUCUGGGUCACUAGCAACUAGCAAAUGCAGGUCAUAUUGUCUCGAGGAUUCUUUCGGCUUGCCACCUAGAGCAACCUUUCACCAGGUCAAUGCUUUCUUGAAUUUCUGGGCCAAUUUUGUCUCGCUCCGCCAGGAGAUCAAGAAGACGCCGGCAGAGCAUGCGAUCUGCCCAAGGCCGGUGUUUUCAUAUAGUUGCCCAUUCGUCUUUACCCAUCAUGGUCUGGCGCCUCGCAAUAUCAUACUCGACCGCGAAGGGCAACUAUGGAUUAUUGAUUGGGAUUGUGCGGGAUUUUAUCCCAAGUUCUUCGAGUACGCCGGCAUGUAUAACUUCAUUCCUAAGGCGUGGACCAAGUUCGCGUUGUGGCGAUGGAACCUGUUCGCCUGGAUUGCAGGCGGGUUUUACGAUAAAGAAUCACAGUGGUUGGGAACGAUAAGAUAUAUAUUUACGCGCUUCCGCCCAGCACGUCGGUUCAACAUGAAAGCAGGAGGGUAUGCUGCUGCUGCGGGUAGGAUCGAUAAUGACUCUUAAGAAGCAGAGCUAUGUGGGAGAGAGAUUUCGGGUUGGGUUUAUAGUAAAUGUUCGACUUUGUCAUUUUUUUUUUCGAAACCGCCCGUAUAUAGAAUUUUUCCUAUAUUUUUUUUUUACGAUUUCAAAUACUUUUAAAAUUUCCUUUUUCGGUAAUUAGACCUAUUUAUUUUUGUUCUUGUAUUCUAC